Lactuca sativa (garden lettuce) is the source of this 1292-nucleotide messenger RNA. RefSeq lists its product as uncharacterized. The record is from RefSeq and is a predicted model, not a curated record. Lineage: Eukaryota; Viridiplantae; Streptophyta; Magnoliopsida; Asterales; Asteraceae. Gene Ontology annotation, biological process: protein N-linked glycosylation. Gene Ontology annotation, cellular component: endoplasmic reticulum membrane.
UACUUCACUAGACGAAUUUGAUCAGCUCGUUGGGUUUUGGGGUUGAAGCAAAAAUCUUCUUUUGGUAUGUUUCAAUUUGGUGGCGUCGCAUCGGAGCCGGAGGGAGAUAUGGAACUAUGGGGAUGGAGAUGGACGAUGUUCCUUGAAUUAUCGGUCAUCGUUGCCUUCCUUUUUGGAGUAGGUUUAGUUCUAGCAAUUGUUGUUGAAACCUUCAAAAGACGAUUCAACCAUGCUCAUCUCGAAGCUCACCCAAUCUUUGAAGAUCCAAAUUCUCUCAAACCGGUGCGAUGCCCUUAUAUUAACGAUCCUGCAGAAAAGUAUAUUUCGUUAAUCAUUCCUGCCUUUAAUGAAGAACAUAGAUUACCUGCAGCUCUUGAUGAGACUAUGAAUUAUCUUCAGCAACGUUCAAGAAAGGAUCAGUCAUUUUCAUAUGAGGUAAUAGUUGUUGAUGAUGGAAGUAAAGAUGGAACAAAGAAAGUGGCAUUUGAUUUUGUGAGGAAAUAUAAAGUAGACAAUGUAAGAGUUAUUCUCCAAAGAAAGAAUCAGGGCAAAGGAGAAGCUAUAAGAAAAGGAAUGCUACAUUCAAGGGGACAACUACUUCUCAUGCUGGAUGCUGAUGGAGCAACCAAAGUUGAUGACUUAGAAAAGCUUGAAACACAGAUUCUUGCAGUUGCAAAAAUGAAAGGUGUGGAAGCUAAUGGUUUAAGUGAAGGAAUCGGAGAUAUCCCAAUUGUGGCCUUUGGUUCACGUGCUCAUCUAGAGAAAAAAGCUUUAGCCACAAGGAAGUGGUAUCGUAACUUUUUGAUGAAAGGUUUUCAUCUUGUGGUCCUCUUAGCUGCGGGUCCCGGAGUUCGUGAUACACAGUGUGGCUUUAAGAUGUUCACUAGAGCUGCCGCAAGGAAGCUUUUCACCAAUAUCCGUUUAAAAAGAUGGUGCUUCGAUGUGGAAUUGGUGUACUUAUGUAAAUCUUUCAAAAUCCCCAUAAGUGAAAUAUCAGUAAAUUGGUCUGAAAUCCCGGGGUCAAAGAUCACUCCAUUGAGCAUUCUUAACAUGUUGUGGGAGCUUAUUCUUAUGUCUUUGGGGUAUAGAAUUGGUAUAUGGAAAAUAUAAGCACCCAAACAUCUUGAUCCGAAAAAGAUGCUUAUCUUAACAGUAAGGAUGUCAAAAUUCAUCUGUCUCCACAUUUUGGGGAUACUGUAAUUUACCUCUCUCAUGUUGGUUGUGGGACCUGUAUGACUGUAUGGUAGUUGUUGUGGAGAGUUUUGAAAAUGAGGUGGAAGAGUUAUAUCAUA